Molecule: messenger RNA, 4297 nt
Organism: Lepisosteus oculatus (spotted gar)
Lineage: Eukaryota; Metazoa; Chordata; Actinopteri; Semionotiformes; Lepisosteidae
Source: RefSeq, a predicted model, not a curated record
CUCAGGGAAUGUCUAAAAUACGCUUUUUAUGAUACUUCUUUCAGUUUUUCCUCCAUAUGGCCGGAAUAAACAAAGAAUAAGGUUCUUCUUUACACACAUUGAAUGAGUGUAAGAGCUUCUGUUGCACAUUGGAAGACAAAAAGAAUUUGAGGGAAACUGUGAGAAUGAAAAUGCUCCCCUGUGUUCUGAGCACUGUGCUCUUCAGCCCUGUAGGACUAAAUGAAAUUUAUCAUAGAUGUGGGGCAACGGUGAAGUAACGAUGAAGUAACGAUGGUACGCUGUCAUGUCUGUAUUAAAAGAGUUGGGGAGGUUUCUUUUUAACAACACCUGAACAUAAUCGCAGGAGAGCAUAGAGGAUGUGUAUAAAUAGUUUGUCUUGACAAGGCUGUAAAUUAUUACUUGCUGCCAGCUGUCUUUAACAAAUUCAUUCUUCAGCCACGGCAAUGUGUGGCGGCGAUUCCUCCAGCGAACAACACGUCUGCUCUGCCAGGAAGGGCAGCCAGGUGAGGACGCCCGAGCAGAGAUUCCUCAGGAGUCAUGCCCGCGCGCUGCUGUUUCGGCCGGUCUGCCAAGCAGGGCAGCGAGCAGGGGAUGAGAUCACAGCUCUGAGGCACUGGACGCAGCUGCCCCCCCUGCAGGCAGAGAGUGGGACAGCUCUUUCAGCACAGGUCGUGAGUGGGUGUCAGUGCAGUUCUUGCAGCCAUGGAGCACUAUCAAGCAGCGAUGGUCCUGUCCGAGGCUGGUAACAGAGUGGGUUCCCUAAACGCUCAGCACGCCCUUUGGAAGAGCCUUCCGAAGCUGGAGGAGGGCUCAGAGCUCCUGGAGAUGGUGAUGCAGUCUUCCGACAGGCAGCCCUUUCCCCUGGGUUUCCUGCUGCACAUGGCUACAGCAGAGGCUCUGAUAACAGGCACAGACAGCCUGCAAUCCUUCUACAAAGAAGCUGUGAAACGAUAUCUUGUUGCAGUAGAAAGGCAUCAGAGCUGCAGCAAAGACUUUACCCUCGACACCAAAACAGAAAAUAAGACUGGUGUAGCUGUAAGAGGUUUGUGUAUAGGACUGCGCUAUUCAAAGCCUGAUCAACUUUAUGACCUUAUUCAAGCCAGUGCUGAGUGUGGCCUCAUGACACACAGCUACCCUACAGGAUACCUCGGGUGUCUGUGUGCUGCGCUGUUCGCCUCCUAUGCCAUACAAGGAGAGCCGGCAAGUCACUGGGGGAAGAGGAUGCUGGGAGUGAUGCCCCUGGCUGAGGAGUACUGCAGAAGGAGAACAACACUAUUUUCAGAUUAUAGUGAGGACUGGCUUUACUUCGAAGCCAAGUGGCAGCUCUACCUUCAGCUCAGGAGGAUUGACAAGGAGGGCUGUGGGAAGCCAUUCUUUUCUGAGAAUUACAGCUCCAUAGAGAGAAGCAAGCUGUACAAACGCUGGUGCGCCGAAUCGUCCGGAAGGAGGCAGGGUCUGGAGGUGCCGCUGAUCGCCUAUGACGCAAUGCUGGCCGCAGGGGCAGACUGGAACAAGCUCUGUCAAUGGGCCACGUUCCACGGAGGAGACAGUGAAUCUACUGGCACCAUCGCUGCAGCCCUGUAUGGCCUCCUCUAUGGGACUGAUAACAUUCCUGCACCUUUUCUCCAAAACCUCCAAUUGAAGGAGCAGAUGGAAAAACUAGGACAGGCCUUAUACCAUAGCACAGGUGGAGGAAGGUCACAGCCUGACAAGAGCUCCACACCCUCCCGUGCGAUCACUGCUCUACGACAGGCGGUGAAAAAACUGUCCAGCAGGCGCAAGGCAGACGAAGUGCAUAACCUCCUCAACUACAUGGCCAGCCUGGAGAAGGCCAAAGCCAGUUCCCCUGGGAAUGGGGAGCCUUCGGGAGCCACCAGUGGAGGAAGAGGGAUACAGAUGAAGGAGGCAGCAGCACUGAAGCCGAGACCCACCAGGUUCCAGCUCCUUCAGUCCAGAUUCACCAAGCGCGGCCUCAGGCCUGAGCUGGAGAGGCUCACGCUGAGCAGUCCAGGAGAGGAGAAGGCAGCCCUGAGGGCCAGCCAGGCCUCAGGCGGGGACACUGAUCAUUCUGGGAAAGAUGUCAAUGGGAAAGUGAGCUCCUCUGAAGGACUGAGCCUGGCAUCACACUGGCAGACAGCUCUAUCGGAUAAAUUAGCUCCUCAAACGGAGCCUGUAAGCAAAGUUACAGGGCUGCCCAAGGAAAAGUUGAAUAAGAACAGUGCUAAAAGUGCUUUUCUAACUCUGCCUUUUGUUAGAGCAGACAGUCCUCAGGAAAUAGCUGAAACACGUACUUUGAAACAGCAUUCAAGUUCCUCAAAAGCUGAACACAUGCAGUUACCUGCUGAAUCAUCUCUACAGUGCUAUGGCAAAGAAUAUCCUGUUUCAGAAGACUCAGCCAGUUGGACGGUCAGUUGUGAAAAUGAUCCUGAAAGUUACGGGGAACACAACCCACAAGUUUUGUUGAACACGGCAUCUGUGGGACUGGAGGAAUACACAAACAGCAACGCUCAGGGGAGAUCUUUCAGCAGUGCUCAGGAGAGAUCUUUAAGCCAUGCCAAGAGCCAGACAGAUGAUAAACAGGACACAAAGCAAGAGGGCAAUGAAAGCCACAAUUCUGACUCCAAACAAACGGCUACAGGAAUUCCCAGCUUGGUCUUGGGCAGGAAUAAUGAGCCUCUGUCUGUAAAUAAAGACUCAUAUGACAUUGAGCUCCCUGGAAUAAAGGCCUGUUAUGCUGAUGGCAAAAUCCCUGUUCAAGAGAGACAGAUGUGUGAAACGGAGUCUCGCGCAGAAGCUGAUAAUGUUAAAAUUAAUCCUCCCACUGCGUCCAACGGCAGUCCGGCCCAGCUUUCUGGCAGGGUCCGCAGUGCGAUUUGCGAUUCGCAGUGCUCCAGCUCGGGUGCAGAGGAGUCACUGCCAUCAGUCUCUGAACCCCCUCCAGUGACCCAGCCCAGCACAGACGAGUGGCCAGGCGGCCCCUGGGACAGGCCUGGCCUUCCCGUGCCUUGCAGCCUCUCGGCGGUGUGGUUCACAGAGAGGCCCGAACAAAGGCCUCCUGUGCAAGAGGACCCUCUGCGCCAGCCAGACAUCGUGACUCCGGUCCCGGAGGCAUCACCCGCUGGCCGCACCAACUGGCACGAUCCCAGAAUUCACAGCCGCACCCAGACGGACAAGUCCUGCAGCACACACACUGCUCCCUGGAAGUAUAAGGUGCACAGCUACGCAGAGCCCAUCUCUGCUGCACAAACCCCACAGACCACAGCCAGGUUUGUGAUACGAGAUGGGCAGCUCAUGAGACUUUCCUGAACCCUGAGGCCUGUCUUGCUCUCUUCUUAAGAAGGAAACUGAGUGGUAGAUCGAAGCCUGUCUGGCCAGUUUUGCUGUGUUUUUAGGAAUCACACCUGAAGGAGGUUGGAGAAUUUAAUAAAUCAACUAGGAAAAACAUUAGAGCAGCUUUGAGAUAUGAAGAAAAUGCUAUAUCUGUUGUAACAUGAUGUGAACCAAUUUUGUAUUUGAACAUGUUUAUUUACUUGUGUUUAGUGUUAUACUGUUAUCAUUUUUGGCAGCAUUUAAUGUACAAAUAAAAUACCACCUUGAAUCCAAACAUAAAAGAAUGUUUAUUUGUUAGACUGUUUUGAUUGAUUAAACUAUUAAUGAUUCCAUUAUUCAAUAUUAAUUUACAUCACUUACAGUAUCAUCAUUAUAAGUAAGUAACUUAUCUUUGAUGCUUUAAAAUAUUUAUUGCUUUUUAAGGCACCUUUCAAUCAUCUAACUUUAUGCUGGACAAAGAACCUGAUUCCAGUCCAUCAUCCUUCCUCUGAGGAAAACUGAACUAAAACAUCGCACUCGUCCCCAGACUCCACACACCUGGGAAAGUGCUGAGCUUUGAGCACGGUCUGGUAGACUCCACACGGAAGAGCGCUGUCCAGGGAUUCAGCCCGGGGGAGGAGCUGGAGUCUGUCUGUCUCCCGGCCUGUGUGUGCUGCACGCCGGCAGUCCAGCAGACACAGGUGAGGGCUCAGGUGGGGGCCACAGCCCUGAACACAGCCUGUCCCUCGGGGGAGGGGACAACAACACCUCCCUGCCCCGCGUGUGCGUUAGCUACGCGAUUCUUGGCCGACUGCCCUCUUCCAGGCAGAGCAAAAGGCCACCUGCCUUCAGCCUGGUGGAGGGUUUGUAAGGGAGCACAACUCGCUCACGAGUUUUUGGCCGUAACUUUCAAGAGAAAGGUCCCUCGGCACACGACUGCACUGGGCACCACGGGAGACGGAGACGCGGUGCGACAAGGUGCGCCACA